UGGUUCUGAAGUUUGUUCUGUGUGUCCAGUUUCUUCCUUUUCUGCCUUUCCCCUGUUUUCCAGCUCUGCACCUUCCCAACUCCUGACGUCACUGAGACCCCAGAUGUGAGGGGUUGAGGAGCCUGAGGGCGUCCACAAGGAAAUUCCUGAAGCUGACUCAGAACCAGUGAAUUUCCCUGCUGUUUGCAUCCUCUGAUCUUUCCCCCACCUCAGUCCCUAUGGAGACCACCAAUAGGACUGAGACCUGGUACGAGAGCCUGCAUGCUGUGCUGAAGGCUCUGAAUGCCACUCUUCACAACAAUUUGCUCUGUCGGCCGGGGACAGUACCAGAGCCAGGGCCAGGGCCAGACAACCAGACUGAGGAACGGCAGGCCAGACUACCCGGCCGCGAUGACAACUCCUACAUGUACAUUCUCUUUGUCAUGUUCCUGUUUGCUGUCACUGUGGGCAGCCUCGUCCUGGGAUACACUCGCUCCCGCAAAGUGGACAAGCAAAGUGACCCCUACCAUGUGUACAUCAAGAACCGCAUAUCCAUGAUCUAACGCGAGGAGGCCGGGGAUGUGGAAGAUCAAGACACCUAGAGAUCACUCCUGUUGCCUCCAGAACUCAGCUAUGGGACCACAUCAGGCCUCAGUGCCUCCUUCUGCAAGACCACUAAGAAACAGUGCGAAGGGAGGUCAUCACGGGUGGGAGGGCUGGCAGACCUGGGCCUUUUGGAUAAGGAUUUUUUCAAGGCAAAGAUAGACUUUAUAAAUAGUAGGAGCCAUGAACAAAUAUAGAGAAAAGCAACAGAAAAUGACCAAAGACUGGUCCUGUGGCUGGAAUUUAAGGGAACCGGGAGUCAGAGAAAGGAGAAGAGAAAGUUGUAGCAGAGGAAAAUGAAAC
This is a messenger RNA of Otolemur garnettii (small-eared galago), 885 nucleotides long. RefSeq names its product potassium voltage-gated channel subfamily E regulatory subunit 3 (gene KCNE3). The transcript has 2 exons. NCBI's taxonomy places the organism in Eukaryota, Metazoa, Chordata, Mammalia, Primates, Galagidae. Gene Ontology annotation, cellular component: membrane. The record is from RefSeq and is a predicted model, not a curated record. Gene Ontology annotation, biological process: potassium ion export across plasma membrane; regulation of ventricular cardiac muscle cell membrane repolarization; ventricular cardiac muscle cell action potential. Bases 219 to 542 code for a protein of 107 amino acids. Gene Ontology annotation, molecular function: delayed rectifier potassium channel activity; potassium channel regulator activity; voltage-gated potassium channel activity involved in ventricular cardiac muscle cell action potential repolarization.